This is a messenger RNA of Gongylonema pulchrum, 234 nucleotides long. The record is from the annotation of a GenBank genome assembly. Lineage: Eukaryota; Metazoa; Nematoda; Chromadorea; Rhabditida; Gongylonematidae.
CAUACACCGGAGGAUUUCGAGCAAUAUAUGCAUGACCUUAAUGAUGAAAUCGCACAGAACAAGACUCGUAGCUAUACGCUGGAGAAGGCUAACCGUCUUUACAUACAUAGAGAAUUAGUAUUAAAAUAUGCAUUUGUGGCGGCUAUGGAGAAGUACUAUGCCGAACAGAUGAAACUUGUUGACUUUCGAGCAAAUCCCGAUGCUAUCGCUCAGGUAUUCAGCAUUUGCUUGUGA